Molecule: messenger RNA, 774 nt
Organism: Notechis scutatus (mainland tiger snake)
Lineage: Eukaryota; Metazoa; Chordata; Lepidosauria; Squamata; Elapidae
Source: RefSeq, a predicted model, not a curated record
AUGGACAAGGAGAUAGAAACUUGGGUCACCACUUGUACACCCUGCCAAGAAUCCAGGCCAUCACCCCCAGCUGCGAAACCCAGGAAAUGGGAGACACCUACAACACCAUGGGGCCAAAUACAUGUCGACUUCGCUGGGCCCUGCCAGGGACAGACAUUCCUGAUAGUUGUCGACAUGUACUCGAAGUGGCUGGAAGUAAUUCUAAUGCAAUCCACCACAUCGGAGGUAACAAUAAAGGCACUCAGGCACCUAUUCACCACCCAUGGACUACCAGAUGUCCUUGUCUCAGAUAACGGCCUGCAGUUCAACUCAAAACCAUUUGAGGCCUUCCUAGCCGAACUAGGGAUCAGACACGCACUAUCAGCACCUGCUCACCUGGCCACGAACGGCCAAGUGGAGAUAAUGGUUCGGUCCACUAAGGAAACACUACAGCGUAUGGACCAAGAGAACUGGCAGGAGAGGAUUGACAGAAUGCUCCUAGCCCAGCACAUCACACCCCACACUACAACACAACGCAGCCCAGCAGAACUGUUAAUGGGUCGGUGGCUGCACACUGUACUAGACCGGGUCCAUCCAAACUACAGCACAGAAACACCCCCAGACUCCCCAGGGAAAUGCAGACAAUUCACCAUAGGUGACCCGGUCUACGCACACAGUUACACUGGGGGACCAACAUGGGUGCCAGCGAGGGUAGUCGAAAACACAGGGCCAUGGUCCUACAGAGAAGAGACGGAGGAAGGGAAGCUAUGGGAGCGACACAUCAAUCAACUAUGA